Callorhinus ursinus (northern fur seal) is the source of this 261-nucleotide messenger RNA. Lineage: Eukaryota; Metazoa; Chordata; Mammalia; Carnivora; Otariidae. The record is from RefSeq and is a predicted model, not a curated record.
AUGUCUCAGGCUGAGUUUGACAAAGCUGCUGAGGAUGUUAAGCACCUCAAGACCAAGCCAGCAGAUGAUGAGAUGUUGUUCAUCUACAGCCACUACAAACAAGCAACUGUGGGUGACAUAAAUACAGAACAGCCUGGGCUGUUGGAUCUCAAAGGCAAGGCCAAGUGGGAUGCCUGGAAUCAUCUGAAAGGGACUUCCAAGGAAGACGCCAUGAAAGCUGUCAACAAAGUAGAAGAACUGAAGAAAAAAUAUGGAAUAUAA